ACAAUUAUAAUCAUCCCAACAACAACCCUUUCCAUAUAAAAAUUAGGGCUUUUAGAUUCCUCUAUCUAUCUCAAUAACAACUAUACCAAAAACAAGGUCAGUAAAUAAUCUUUCUCAAUUAAUCACAUUUCCAAUUUUUCAGUAAAUUUUGUCCUAAAUUUUUCUUCGAUUUCAAUCGAUAUAAUAAUGAGUCAAAACCACCGAUCUGCUUUAGCAGAUGUAACAAAUCAAAUUGUUAACAAAAGAGAGUUGCUUUCUGAUAAUACUUCUAAUUUUCACUCUGCAAAAAAACAAUGUAUUGGGCCCCACUUUACUAAACAGAUCACCGGGGAGUUCGUUUUACGCCCACACGAAAAAGCGGACAAUAUCGUUUCCGAACCGGUUAAGAAGCCUGAGGAGGGAGAGGAUGGAAAAAGUAGUGGCUCUGAGGGUAUAAUGGUAAUUACAGAGAAAAAGGGGGAAAUUGGUAAUUUGGGGGUGAAUGAUGAGGAAAAUGAUGUAAGUGUGGGUGAUUUGGAGUCAAGUAAAGAUGAGUUUCUUGAUGUUUCGAGAUUUCCUGAAUCGCAGGAGUCGAUAUGUGGGUUGGAGAAAUGCAUUGGGCAAAAGGGUGGUGAUGGAUCGUCGAGUUUGAGUGUCGAUUUGAUCAAAUCUUGCCCGUGUUCUUUUUGCACCAAAGCUGCUUACAUUUGGUCGGAUCUGCAUUACCAAGAUAUGAAAGGCCGGAUAGCUGCGGUAAAGAAGAGUCAGAAAGAAGCGUUCAUUUUGGCACACCAAAAUAGCAGGGAUGUUGCAGCUGGCAGAUACGGCCAAGGAAACUUUGGAAACUACUCAAACUUGGAAUCUGAUCUCUCGGGUCGAUGGAAAUCACUUUUUCUUCAUAUGCAAGAUAUAUUUGUUCAUGAGAGCAACCAACUGGAAACAAACUUAUCUACACUUAAAGAACUAAGAGAUGAUUGCAAGACUGAUCUGGAGAGACAGUAGCCAUCAUAUGUUCCAUCCGUUGUACAAGUUGUGAUAGAUUCUAACUAGCUUGUGCAGGUAAGAAUUCCCUUGAAUUCUUUUAGGAGUAGUGUUGGCGUCCAUAGCCUUAUUUGUCUGAUUUUCUUUUACUUUGUUGGUAUUUGUAACCGUUUGUAUUAUGUCCUUUGUUCCAAAAUAAAUGUCUGUCUGUUGAGAUUUAUAUA
Molecule: messenger RNA, 1184 nt
Organism: Erigeron canadensis
Lineage: Eukaryota; Viridiplantae; Streptophyta; Magnoliopsida; Asterales; Asteraceae
Exons: 4
Coding region: 187-981 (264 amino acids)
Source: RefSeq, a predicted model, not a curated record